AGGGACAGAAGGCUUUUUUCCGUUUUCCGAAAGAUGAUGUUACUUGUAAGAAAUGGAUAAAGGCAGUCAAUUCCAGGAGAGUAAUCGAUGGGAGACUGGUUGAUUUCAAACCGAGUAAGGCAUCUAGAUUGUGCUUGAAACAUUUUGACGACAGUUGUUUUUUUCAUCCUCAAAGUGUUAUGGCUAGUGACAUGUUGUGUUGGAAUGGAGUUAAAGCUCAAGCUCAAAGCUGGUGCAAUUCCAACGAUAUUUCCGGAAACAGAGGCAUACAAAGCUUCAAAGAAAGCUCCACUAAAUCCCAACGACCUUGGACCAGGGAAGCACAACCGAGCGAAGUAUGGCGCCUAUUCUAAAAGGAACCAGAAACCGGACCCAUAUUCAUCAUGUGUGGAAGAGCCAGAUGUCUGUGAAGAAAUGUCUUGUGAACAGUCGCCUGUUCGGAUCAGUGGUCCUGAAUCACAUUUUGAUAAUGUGUAUUCGCAGUCAUCACAGACAUCUGAGACUACAUCUUGCUGCUUUGCAUUCCGUGGCAAAUGCAAACCGCAAGCAGGCUGAGACCAGACUGGGGGAAAAAAGAUACAGACUCUCCUAUCCUAAGUACAAGGCUGGACACCAUGUGGUUAAAGCAGUUAAAGAGAAUUGCACUUAUGACUAUGUUGAUGAACUAAUGGCAGAGCUGCUUAGGAUGAAAGAGGAGUACAAGAGCGAUGCCAAUGCAAGGGCUGCCUCUGGCAACAUUCUGUUUUCACCGCCACCCCUGUCUUCAUCUGCAAACAGAAUCCUGAAGUCAGAGGCUGUGAAGAACCAUCGUUCGCGAUUUAAUUAGCGAAGAGGGAUGGAAAUUAGUGGUUGCCCGUUUUGUUGUAUAGUUAUCUAUUACUUUUAAAGAAAGUAUUGGUUACACAUGACACUACAUGUACAUAGUACUGGGCGCGUUAAGGCUUACGAUGGGAAACCAAAAAACUAUAGAUGGUUGUCCAUGUGGGCAACCAACUGUAAAACGUUAGUUUCCAUCCCUGGCGAAGCAAAAUCCAAUGUAUGAGUCGGACGGAAAUCUCUGGCGAAUGGCUGCCACAGCGCAUGACGGAAGAGGUCUUCAGUCCUUCUUGCUCAGACGGUGCCAAAUCCAACGAGCCAAUCUUCUAUAUGCAAUGUAUCUGUAUACUCUGAAGUUAUAAAUGUAUAAGGAUACCAUUAUGAUAAAUAUUAGUAUGUUUAGUAAAACAAAGGUACUUUUCAACUUGACAAUUACACAAGCCAUGCUGUAGCAGAUUCUUACUUAAGUUUACAGUUUAACAAACUUAUUCAGCUUGAAUAUAAUAUUAUAUAAUAUAUAUUUUACUGAAAAUAUGUCAGAAAUCAGAUUUUGUAAGCAACUUCACAUCAUGUUGUUGCAGGUUGUUAUUGUAGUGUACUUUCGAAAAUUAAACAGCUUGUAUUUAUAUUUUUAUUUCAAAUGUUGAAAAAUAAUAAUGAACUGGCAUUUGUAAGUAACCAAAAAUCAUUGUGUAGCAAAUUGAUACUUCAUUUUACAAUUAGAUAACCCAGUCAUCUUGUAUACAGGCGUAUUUUAAUGUUGAUUAAAACUGUUGUCUUUUUUAUGUUAUUUUUAUUAUUUGUAUCAAAACAUAUUUACAGUAUGAAAUACAAAUGACAA
Messenger RNA from Dreissena polymorpha, 1657 nucleotides. RefSeq lists its product as uncharacterized. Bases 338 to 826 code for a protein of 162 amino acids. The record is from RefSeq and is a predicted model, not a curated record. The transcript is spliced from 4 exons. NCBI's taxonomy places the organism in Eukaryota, Metazoa, Mollusca, Bivalvia, Myida, Dreissenidae.